Aspergillus terreus NIH2624 is the source of this 2502-nucleotide messenger RNA. RefSeq names its product putative PHD transcription factor. Gene Ontology annotation, biological process: positive regulation of DNA-templated transcription. Bases 1 to 2502 code for a protein of 833 amino acids. Gene Ontology annotation, cellular component: Set1C/COMPASS complex. The transcript is spliced from 2 exons. The record is from RefSeq and is a predicted model, not a curated record. Lineage: Eukaryota; Fungi; Ascomycota; Eurotiomycetes; Eurotiales; Aspergillaceae.
AUGGCCUCCGAUCUGAAUACCCCUCCCCCGGCCAACCAAGCGAACGGCUCGAAUGGCGACAGCGUGAGAACCACGAAUCCGUACGAAACAGCCGCAGAGUUAAUACCGAAGGAUGAUCCAUUUCUCCAGCAAAACCCCCAGUACGGCCGGUACGCUCCUCAUGACGCUGAUUUCAAGCCCCGCCACCACCGAUGGUGGCAGGCCGAUGCCGACGCAUUUGCAUAUUGGGAGGGAGUGGUCAAAUCGUCCUGCACUCCGGAAAACUCUUUGAAUGUGUCUGGGCCGAGGGAGGCGUAUGCGACAGGAAGUAUCAUCAUCCGUGUUGACCAUGACGGGGAUAUGAGCGAUGUCGGGGACAAAUAUUCCUACGUCAAUGCGAACGAACUCAGUGCAGCGCGGAAGGCGGAAGAGCCGCUGAAAGAACUUGGUAUCGCCGUGCCACUCAUCUAUUUUUGCGGGACAAUCGACGGAAAGAAUGUCACGGUGGAGUCUAGAAUCCCCGGUGUUUCGCUCGAGGUGGCAUGGCGAUACCUUACUGCUGAUCAAAUCGCAUCAUUCAAAGAGCAAUGUCGUCGAGUUUUGAAAUGCCUUGCGGGAAUCGAUCCUGCUCCCGAUCAGCCUUCUUACGUUUGCAGCGGAUUGAACCCUCAAUCCCCCCCAGGUGUCGAAACUGCGGAAAGAGAUAUCUUGUUUGCAGAGAAGGAUGACGAGAAUCUUUGUCUGGUGCACAAUAAUAUGACCGUAUCGAAUAUAAUUGUGGACGAUGACAAGCUUGUUGGUAUCUCGGGCUGGCGUCACAGCGGAUAUUUCGGUUUCGAGAGAGCAAACAAGAUCCAUCGACAAUUUCGGACGCAGGCAAGCACUUUUGCGAAUGGUGCUUCGGAAGGUAUGCAGUGCUGGGCGGAUCUCUAUGAGGGCCUUCCUAAAGCGGAUGGAGAUCAGAGCAUCUCGGCCAAAGACGCUAUCGCGCCCCAAGUCAAGACUGAACCCGCGAGCAUGAACCUGGACAAAGUGCCCCUCACCGAAGAAACAGAGUCCAAGUCUUUUGCUCAGCUGGAUGGCACAGAAGACCAUCCCACACAGAAGAACAUCGCCAAUCUUAAACACGGAGGAGCGUCGAGGGCCUCGUCUUCUGAUCGAUCAUCGCCAGCGCCGUCUACAAAACUUGGCUCGAUGGGACGAAAAUCGACUCCAGGAGGCACUAAGAAAGCCCCAGCAAAGAAGGCGGCUCCCAAGAAACGCAAGAUUAACGAUGAGGACAACGACAGUGUCGACGGUGGUCGCUCUAACACCCCCUCCUCACUACGUGCCAGCAAAGCACCCAGCGCAAAGAAACAGGGCUCAGCGUCUAUAGCGAGCUCACCGGCUCCUGAGAGCAAAAAGAAGGUGGGCAAGAAGGGCAACAAGAAAGCCUCUACGAAAGAAGAAUCGGAGGAGGACGAUGAUAACGAAGUGUUCUGCAUCUGUCGAAAACCCGACAACCACACGUGGAUGAUCGGUUGCGACGGUGAAUGUGAGGAUUGGUUCCAUGGGAAGUGCGUCAACAUAGACCCUCGGGACGCCGAUUUGAUCGAGAAGUACAUAUGUAAAGGGCAAACUACAUGGAAGCCAAUAUGUCGUGUCGAAGGGUGUCGCAAGCCCGCUCGCUUCACCAAGAAACCCCCUAGCAAAUACUGCUCGGAUGAGCAUGGCCGGGAGUUCAUGCGGUCAAGAACCCGGCGCCUCAAGAAGGGCCAGGCAGAUGAUCUUGGCAGUCGGGGUGGCGUUCUCACGGCUGGCGAGCUCAAGGCGGUUGUCAUGGGCGUCUCAUCCGCACAAGAGUUUCGCAAACUGGGAGAACGCAUCAUAUCCCCACCGCCCGAGGAAGAAAAUCCAGAAACAGGCGAAAAGGCGCAAAAGAAACUCGGCUUGGAUGCGGACAUCGAUGGAUUGGUUUACUCCCCUGAUGAAGCAUCAAAGAUUCAGGAUCUGCGCACACGCCGUGACGACCUUCUCCAUCGCAAAGAGAUGCUGGCUGCUCGUGACCACUUCCUGAACCUUGUGCGCCAGCGGUCGAAGGCUGUGUUAGAGAAAUUGAAACAGUCCGACCCCAAAGGAGGGUGGAAAGAUAUCUGCGGGUUUGACUCGCGCCUGGCAUGGUCCGAUGAGGAAUUCGACGAAUGGCGGCUGUCCGAGAUUGGAAAGAACGCACUGCAAACCGGCACCCCCGAGGCACUGGCAUCGAGCCAUCCGGAUGCCACUGAUGCAGACGGCGACACUAUCAUGGAUGAGUCCAAGGCUGACGAGGACGAUCUUGCCAGUGUUACGCGAGGAGUUUGCACAAAGAAACGCUGUGAGCGACACAAACAGUGGGUCAAGGUGCAACAACAAGAACUUCUGUUCGAGCAGGACACGCUCAAAGAGGAUCUUGUCCAGUGCGAGAAAGAGGCGCAGAACGUCGUGGAAAGGGCUGUCCUUCGCAUGUGGGCUGAGAAAGAUAACGCCCAGAUCGGAAACUCGUGA